Saccostrea echinata is the source of this 1830-nucleotide messenger RNA. Its product is annotated as transmembrane protein 26-like. The record is from RefSeq and is a predicted model, not a curated record. The transcript is spliced from 5 exons. Lineage: Eukaryota; Metazoa; Mollusca; Bivalvia; Ostreida; Ostreidae. Bases 257 to 1456 code for a protein of 399 amino acids.
UCUGCGUCCAGUUGUAGAUUGCGAUCUAAGGGCGCUUAAGGUAACUCGACACUCCGUUGCUGAAUGGAAUCGAGGAGACUGUCUUGCUAACACGUCCCAAGGUUGCUGAUACCUUAAUCAAUAGGAUAUAUCCGAUAAAUUUUGUAAUAGGAUUUUAUAAUUUUGUCAUGCUCGGAAUUGGAGGAGUUGAAGUGUUCGUGACAAUUUUAGAAUUUUGAAGAUAUACUGGAGAGUUAUGAAAUGAUAUAAUAAUAAAAUGGGAAGUUGUACAAUAGUUAGAGCGAUCGUUGUCCGACUUCUGUUCGCCUGCCAUGGCUUAGUUUCAAUAUGGCUGCUGAAUAAGGUGACACAGGAGUCUCGUUUCUGGUACCUAGCGACCUCGUUUGGAUUUCUGUUGGUCGAAACAACAAUCACACUGGUCAGAAAGCAAGGGAAAGAAUGGAAAUGGUUCUGUCCCAGCGUUCUGAUUUAUCUGACUAUGACGGUCCCAGCUAUAUGGUUUUUGGAGCUACAUGAAUUAGAAAAGCGGAUCGAACACCAAAUUUCCUCUCUCUUAAAUAUAAGCAACACUAGUUUACAUAUUGUUGAAAUCCAUAAUGAAACAUACGACCUGUCUGCACAUCUUGGCAGCGUCUUAGGGGUCAAAUUUGAGAUCCGGCUACCAAUCAACCUUAGUCCAGACGAGUGGAUCCGCACCUUAGAACAACUUUUGUUGUUGCUGCUGAUCUUGGGUCGAUGGAUGUUGCCCAAGGGCAAACUAACACAUGACCAGUUGUCACAGUUGCUGUUGGUGUAUAUAGGAACGGCUGCGGACAUUGUAGAAUUCUUCGAGGCUUUUAAAGAAAAAGAGGUACGCUUUAACAAACUGCUAUGCAUAUCUAUUCUCGGACUCUGGAGCCUAAGUUUGAUCCAGUUCACCCUCGUUCUGACAGCAGCACGUGCACGGCGUGACCAAUCCGGUCUUGUUUCCCGCCACUAUAACGUCAAGCAGCGGAAAUACGGAUGCUGCGCGGCAGACGUGUAUGGGAUUCUCAUAUCAAUUAUCCUCCAAGAUUUACCGUUCCUGGUUCUUCGAUUACUGUUGAUCUUCAAAUUCAACGUCCUAAGUUACACCAAUAUGUUUUUCACCUCCAAGAACACAUUAGUGAUUUUGCUAUUAGUUUAUCGGCUGGUGGUUGUAUUCAUUGAACGUCGAUCCGAAGGAAUACAACAGAAAUAUAACAACCUGAAAUCAAAAUCGGACCAUUCCCGCCCUGUAAUGUCCUCGAAGUAUAACGGUCCUGGAAUUCCCCGCUCGAAACCGUGCAAUGGAAACGUAACAACGGGUGAAAAAGCUAGCCUGGUACAAAUGGAUGUUUGCCUUGAUGUGCAGCCUUCCGUGUAUAAACUCAGUCAGGAAAAGAAUAAUUAUGGUCGAAAUUACAAUGGAAGCAAAAAGCCAGAAAGUCGUUUCUGAGAUUUAAUCUCUGAAGCACUUCAAGCCAUGAUAAAAUUUAUAUGUAUUUACAGCAAAACUUGCUUAUAAGGAACUUACUAAUGAGGAACUCCCCAUAAGAAUGAUUGAUCUGAAAUUUCCCCAAUGGCAGACUUUGCUCCUGACAUUGAUUUCUAAAGCUGACAAGUCUGCAUUACCUUUCUACAUAUAUUAAAAUGACAAUUUUUUUUAACAUACUAUUUUUGACAGAGUACAUGUAAAAUAUAAUAAAUAUACUCCUAAAAUUACUAAGUUAAAAACUUCUUUACAAGGCUAAAGGCACCUCAUCUAAAGGGUUCUCAGAAAAUUCCUUAUUAACAAAGUUUACUGUAUAAUAUAAAAAUUAAAAUUUGCAC